This is a messenger RNA of Chlamydomonas reinhardtii, 3568 nucleotides long. RefSeq lists its product as uncharacterized. The transcript has 7 exons. The record is from RefSeq and is a predicted model, not a curated record. The coding region runs from base 675 to 2078 and encodes 467 amino acids. Lineage: Eukaryota; Viridiplantae; Chlorophyta; Chlorophyceae; Chlamydomonadales; Chlamydomonadaceae.
GUCUUGUACGAGCUAUUGCCCGUGGUGAAAACUGGGCUGCCGUCCGGGGGGUGCGUUUUCCCAGCCAAACCCGCACGUUGGACGUUGCCCCGGAACAAAUCCUACCGCACGGAUUAGACACCGCCUUUCUGUAGGUACAUAACCAACAUCAUCAUCAGCCAGAAGUGGUCGGCAAAGGUCCAAAUUAUGCUUAUCGGGGCUCAAGUCGCGAAAUUGACCGAAGCCCAUAUCUCGCAUAUGCGCUGUUUGGGGCCUGAAUCUAUUGCCGUCGACAUUAAUUCUCGUAUAGAUGUAAUUAAAAUAGCUUCAGGCUAAGUUGGCGGGGUCCUGGCGAGCGCGACAUAUAGCAUUUCAACUUGAGCUCUCGCUCAAAAUUAUGCCCGAGCACCAUCCAGGGACCUUAUUAUGUGUAAUGGGAUGUCAAUUCAUGGUCGGGGCGACAGUCUGGGCAUAGACCUUGCGAUCCCGCCCUUGACCCCCGGAGUGGUACCCGCGUGACUCAGCCCAGCCGCCGAGUGACACCCGCGUGCCCGCCACUGCUGCUCGAAUGCCAAUAUGCGAGCGACAUCAUACCACUUGUUAAAACGACGCCUUGGCGCUAAUGCAUUACUCGUAAAGUUGAGUCCGUUUGAGCCAAGCAGAUCUUCUGUCGCGGCACGAGCGGCCCUUGGCAAAUGGAGGAACUGGAGAAGUUGCAAAAGGAACUUAGCGGUAUAGGAGCCGAGAUAGUCCAGGUGUUUUUUAAAGCAGAGUCGGCCAAGGAUGCCGAGGACAAGCGAUACUACCGGGAGAAGGAGCUUACGCUGCGAAAGAAAGAGGUCCUGCUCCUCGAAAAGCUCCAAGCGCGCGCCUCGGCGACUGGCCUGGGCGUGGGGAGCGCGACAGGAGCCGGCGCGCUGCCGACUGCUGCUGGUUCUGCAGGCGUUGCAGCUUCCCAGGGCGCGGGGACCGAGGUGGAAGCCGGCCCAGGAGCGUGCCGUCAUGGCCCCAGCGGUGGAGCGGGUGCUGGUGCGGCCGCCCAUCCCCAGCCGCAGCCGCAGCCAGCUGCAUCAGCCGACGCCGUGCUGGCACUCAUGGAGGUCUUCAGUGACGGCUCCAAGUCGUUCGUGGCAACGCUCGUCAUCAUCAGCCCCGACGGAGUCGCUGCCACGGCUCGCCACACGGUGGUGUGGGAGGACGGCCGCAUCCACCCUCGCCGGCUGUGGGUGGCGGACGGUGUGGAGCUGCGACACCUGGCGAGCUUCCCGAAGCUAGACAUGUCCCUGCUACGGCUGAGGAGGCGCCCCGACCGUGGCAGCGGCAGCAGCAACAGCAGCAACAGCAACAGCAACAGCAGCAGCAGCGGCGGCAGCGGCAGCAGCGGUGGCAGUGGCAGCAGUGACGAUGGUGCAGCAGUGCCAACAGGAGACUCGUGGCCGUUUCUGGAGAUCGCGCCGAAGUCGUACUUCAAGCCAGAUGCGAGAUUAACGGUCCACAGCUUCCCGGCCGUGGCGCAGAGGCUGGGGCUGACGGAGUCCGGUCCGGUUAUAUCACACGGGCGCCUGGCGCACUGCUCUGACAAGCAGCUCGUGUGCGUCGCGGAUUACAUGGGGUUUCCUGGCUCGUCUGGUGGCGCCGUGACGUGUGGCGGCAAGUUCAUGGGCACCCACAUCGAAGCAAUCUCACACGAUAACCGCGGCGGCACGAGCCAGCCGGAUGUGGCCGCCACGGUUGAGGCGCCCGUGUGCGAGCGGGGAACGGAGCUGGAGGAGUUCGACGAGCCGGUGGAGCGCCCGGCGGCGGCCGCGGCAAUCGCUGCAGGCGGGCCGAUGGCCGUGGCUGAGGGCACGGCGGCACAGGAGGCGAGUGCUGUAGCGGUCGGGGCUCUCACGGCGCGGGUUGACGCGCUGGAGGUGAACGAGGCCCACAAGGGCGCGCUGUCCUUGUUCACGCCGUGGCACGUCGUUGAGAUGGGGCUUAAGCUGGCGGGCAUCCCGCCGCCGCAGAGCGGCCAGGCGCAAGUUAUGUCUGCCUUGGAGACGGCAGCAGCGCUAGCGGGUGGGGGUGAGGGGAACCGUAAGCGCCUGCGGGGGCGCUAGAUGGUUAAGUGUAUUAUGUCACUGGGCCUAUCAUUUGGCGCACGUUUACAUAAGAGACGCACAUGGGACUUUGAGAUGGGGGAGGAUGUCUCGUGCGUGUAUUUCGAGGUUGUCGGCCGCCAUGGACCAAUGACGCACGGCGCUUGGCAUUGCAUGGAAGUUGUGUGGGCGCAGAACCGGCUGGCUCAGUACUACGGAAAAUGGUAACGGGGACUGCAAAGUAAUUUCUGCUUGAGUGCAAAGCGGCAAACGCCCCCCAUUGAGGCUGCUGCUGUGUGGGGGGGGGGCGCUAGAUGGUUAAGUGUAUUAUGUCACUGGGCCUAUCAUUUGGCGCACGUUUACAUAAGAGACGCACAUGGGACUUUGAGAUGGGGGAGGAUGUCUCGUGCGUGUAUUUCGAGGUUGUCGGCCGCCAUGGACCAAUGACGCACGGCGCUUGGCAUUGCAUGGAAGUUGUGUGGGCGCAGAACCGGCUGGCUCAGUACUACGGAAAAUGGUAACGGGGACUGCAAAGUAAUUUCUGCUUGAGUGCAAAGCGGCAAACGCCCCCCAUUGAGGCUGCUGCUGUGUGGGGGGGGGCGCUAGAUGGUUAAGUGUAUUAUGUCACUGGGCCUAUCAUUUGGCGCACGUUUACAUAAGAGACGCACAUGGGACUUUGAGAUGGGGGAGGAUGUCUCGUGCGUGUAUUUCGAGGUUGUCGGCCGCCAUGGACCAAUGACGCACGGCGCUUGGCAUUGCAUGGAAGUUGUGUGGGCGCAGAACCGGCUGGCUCAGUACUACGGAAAAUGGUAACGGGGACUGCAAAGUAAUUUCUGCUUGAGUGCAAAGCGGCAAACGCCCCCCAUUGAGGCUGCUGCUGUGUGGGGGGGGGGCGCUAGAUGGUUAAGUGUAUUAUGUCACUGGGCCUAUCAUUUGGCGCACGUUUACAUAAGAGACGCACAUGGGACUUUGAGAUGGGGGAGAAUGUCUCGUGCGUGUAUUUCGAGGUUGUCGGCCGCCAUGGACCAAUGACGCACGGCGCUUGGCAUUGCAUGGAAGUUGUGUGGGCGCAGAACCGGCUGGCUCAGUACUACGGAAAAUGGUAACGGGGACUGGUAACGGGGACUGCAAAGUAAUUUCUGCUUGAGUGCAAAGCGGCAAACGCCCCCCAUUGAGGCUGCUGCUGUGUGUGUGGGAAAAAAUAGCAUACAGAAGACAGUGCGUGCGGUGCAGUGACGGACGGUCGCGAGUUACCUGGCGUACAUUACCGCGGUGCUGUGUGUGUGUGUGUGUGUUGCACAACGAAAGGGAGAGAAUUCCCGUCGCUCGGCGUUACUUACCAAUACCUACCAAAUACCGCGUCGGUGUAGCCUCGGUAGUCAUACUUACCCGCAAAAGCCUGUGACCGGGCGUUCGCAAGGCAAACUGACCCCGGUGUGCACCCGUAUGCGUCCAUGCGCCGCGCCGAAACGCGCUAUCAACGUUUACCCAGCACGCCUAAUGUCCUGAAU